Molecule: messenger RNA, 2436 nt
Organism: Penicillium macrosclerotiorum
Lineage: Eukaryota; Fungi; Ascomycota; Eurotiomycetes; Eurotiales; Aspergillaceae
Exons: 5
Coding region: 1-2436 (811 amino acids)
Source: RefSeq, a predicted model, not a curated record
AUGGACUUUUGGUCUCGUCUCAUCGGCGGCUCGCGCGCGUUGUCCAAGACCUCUCGGGCCACCUCACCCACGGAACGACUCACGGCCUUUAAGCGCGCCUGCAACGCUCUUCAGCAAAUAUGGCGUUCUUCCAACUCCCCCUCCCCCGAACAAUCCACCGCUCAGGCACGCGCCUACAUCGAACGAUUGAACUCCAUCCUGAGCGAUGAAUCCCGCGGACCGGCACCGCACCCCUGUGUGGCCUACGCGGCGUCCUCUCAGAUCUUCGUCACUGUGACCAAGCUCGCGUUGUCCUACUAUGAUGCGGACGUGUUACGCUCCGCCACGGUCUUCUUCAACACGCUUAUCGAUGCCGAGGUGGAUGGUGUCGUAGACAACCGGCUCUUUGCCCGUGCACUGGUUGACCUGGUUCGACGUGCUGAUAAGAAGGCAGAUGAAAUCGAAGGUCGCCUGGUCGAGUUGCUGUUUGGGAUUGCCAACAACAUUCGCCUGCAACCGACGAUUCUCCCUGCAUGGUUUGUGCCUCGGACGACCCCCGCGGGCGUGGAUGGGGAGUCGGCAUCUCCCAGUAGUACGGAGUUUGCUGGCGCAACGCGCAAAGACGAGUUUCCCUUGUUCUACCUGCUGGUGGAUUAUGUUCAUAACGAGGGCAGAGCGGGCGAUUUUGCCCGGACUGGGCUGCUUUACCUCAUCGAGACGGCAUCCCGUUCGAAGAAUCUAGAGAAAUGGUUGAUCGAGAGCGAUCUUGCAACGUUGAUGGCGACCGGACUAGGCGCGUUGUACAGCCAAUUGGGCAGUUUGACAUUUGCGCCGACCACCGAUGGCAAUGUUCCCCGAAUCAUCGCGCUCUCUGACCACGCUUCGGAAGACACUGCUCUUCUACCAGAGCUGGGUGAAGCUAUGGAUGCAUUCAUGUCGUAUCUCUUGUUCUGGCAGGACACCAUCGACCACUGCAAGUCUACUGAGGUGAACGACACUCUCCUCGACCAUUUUCAAGUCCUCUUUCUCGAGCAAUUAUUAUACCCUUCAUUACUGGAAUCAUCGGACGUGGCAGGUGGCUCAACAGCGGCAGUUUUGACCUAUCUUUGCCGUAUACUUGACUCAAUUGACCAAGGCGAGUUGGUGCACCGAAUUCUACACUUCUUACUGGCAUCGUCUCCUCCGCCUGAGGAACAGAUGGAUAUGUCGGCCAGCCGCCGAAAAUCACUCAACGUGUUGGCCGCUUUGGCGUCUGAAGCGGCCCAACCCUCCCCGUCUCUCUUUAACUUGCGCGACUUGGCUCUGAUGGGGCUUCAUUCUACAAACCGCCAGACUGUGCUGGCCACAUUACGUCUGUUGAAUGUCGUUCUCCAACGGCACCAUCCCUUUGCGCGGUCACUGAUUCACACCAUCCCCAGCCAGCCGGCACUCCAGCGAUCUGUGGGUGCUUUCAAUGCCGAGCUCGAACAGCUGCUUGGCCUGGGAACUUCACUCAUCAAUGAGCCUACCCUAAACGAAUCCUAUGACAACUACGUUGCUGAUGCGACCUGGGUGCUCGAGUCCCGCCUGUGUCUCCCUGUCCCCUCUGACAUGACGGAGGAAGCGAUUCCUCUCCCGCUACAACUUCAACAAGACGAUCCAAUUAUCCAGGCACUUCUUUCUUGCGUCGAAAGCUUCUAUACUAACAGUGUCAUCGUGAACCUUGCGCUGACGGGUGUUUUGAUGAGUCUGGCAUCCUCGCAUUUGUUUUCUUUAGAUGGCUGGAUAUUGGUGGAUCCCGCGCAAUACGAUCCUCCGUCCCCAGAGGGGCAAUCGGAAGAGGGUGAUGCAAUUCACCGUGCAUAUCAGGCGCCGACAUGGCCGGCCACUGCUAGUCCAACAUUAACUGCAGCGCUUCGGCGACUUGUAGACCAGGCGCGCCAGUGGCAACGGGACCUGCCAGACUUCGAUGUGCUUGUUGCGGCCCGACGAGAAGUCCUCCAUCAAGAAGACCGGCCUCAAACCCCCGAUCGCUCCUCAGCGCCCUCGGAGGCUGCGGCACCCAUGUUCGGAGAUCGUCCAGGUCUCUCUUACCCCGGGUCGCCAGAACCCCAAAUCCCGGGUUCCCGGGGCCGGUCACCACAGCCGGUCAGUUCCCCUCCCAUGGCACCCACUUUCAUUCGGGGCGAGUCGUCUGUUCGCCCAAUCGACUCCCGCGGAACGUCGACCUCCCGGACGGCAGCUGCGGGGGCUCUUCGGCAGCGACUGAGCACCCCGUUUCCGCUAGUCCCCGCUGAAUCCAUCUCGGCUUCGACGGAAGGGAAUGCGGAAAGCGAAGACGCUAAUGCCCAGGCACCGCCGGUGGUGACCCUCGGUCACGUUCUCACGAAUGUGGUGGUUUUGUAUGAGUUUCUUCUUGAACUCUCCGCAGUUGUGCAAUCACGCGGUAGCCUAUUUGACGAGGCGGGAUACAUAUAG